Gossypium raimondii (Peruvian cotton) is the source of this 1637-nucleotide messenger RNA. RefSeq lists its product as uncharacterized. Gene Ontology annotation, cellular component: COPII-coated ER to Golgi transport vesicle; endoplasmic reticulum. The transcript is spliced from 12 exons. NCBI's taxonomy places the organism in Eukaryota, Viridiplantae, Streptophyta, Magnoliopsida, Malvales, Malvaceae. The coding region runs from base 231 to 1286 and encodes 351 amino acids. The record is from RefSeq and is a predicted model, not a curated record.
AUUGAAUUCAGUUUCAAAUCGGGCGGGCUUCCGGGUUCCGAUAUGUUUUUCUCACAAAGAAAUUAAAAAAAAAGAAAAGAAAAUCCAGGCGGCUUGCUGUCGGAGUUGACGGCUAACAAAAAUUCAUCCCACGCCCCCCCUUACGAAGAUUUCGAAGCUGCUCCUAGAAAACAGCCACAACAAACUCCCCCAAAACAAUAUCCCGAUUAGAGAAAAAAAAAGGAGGGAAGAUGGGCGUGAAGCAAGCUAUUAAAAAUCUGGAUGCGUUUCCUCGCGCGGAGGAACAUCUGCUGCAGAAGACGCAAUCGGGAGCAUUAGUGUCCAUCGUUGGUUUAGUGAUAAUGACCACGCUGUUCUUUCACGAGCUUACCUAUUAUCUUUCGACGUACACUGUUCAUCAGAUGUCUGUAGACUUGAAACGUGGAGAAACACUUCCAAUUCACAUUAAUAUGACAUUUCCUUCAUUACCUUGCGAUGUAUUAAGUGUAGACGCCAUUGACAUGUCAGGCAAGCAUGAAGUGGAUCUUGAUACUAACAUAUGGAAACUUCGCCUGAACAGUCAUGGUCAUAUCAUUGGCACUGAAUAUUUGUCUGACCUUGUGGAAAAGGAGCAUGCUGCUCACAAGCACGAUGAUGAAAAUGAACAUCAUGAUGAUGCUGACAAGAAGCUUCAUGCACUUGGCUUCAAUGAAGAAGCUGAAAAUAUGAUCAAGAAGGUGAAGAAAGCAUUGGACAAUGGAGAAGGAUGCCGGGUUUAUGGGGUAUUAGAUGUCCAAAGGGUGGCUGGAAACUUUCACAUCUCCGUUCAUGGGUUAAACAUUUAUGUUGCUCAAAUGAUCUUUGGAGGAGCAACGCAUGUCAAUGUAAGUCAUAUGAUUCAUGAUUUAUCAUUCGGGCCAAAAUAUCCAGGACUCCACAACCCGCUUGAUGGUACGGUGCGGAUUUUGCAUGAAACAAGUGGAACAUUCAAGUAUUACAUAAAGAUUGUCCCUACCGAGUACAGAUAUAUCUGGAAAGAAGUUUUGCCUACAAAUCAGUUUUCUGCCUCUGAAUACUUUUCCCCUAUGAAGGAGUAUGAUAGGAGUUGGCCAGCUGUUUACUUUUUGUAUGAUUUGUCACCAAUCACUGUGACAAUAAAAGAAGAGCGCCGAAGCUUUCUCCAUUUUAUCACUCGACUUUGUGCUGUAUUGGGAGGGACAUUCGCUUUAACAGGAAUGCUAGAUCGUUGGAUGUAUAGGCUUAUUGAAGAAGUGACUAAAGCAAGCGGUACGCGUGCAUAUCGGUAGAAGAGUUUGGGUUCAGUCCAGAGUGCAAGAACAACAGCAACUCACAUCUAAUGUGUCUCGAUGUCUCAAAAAAAUCAAUUAUAAUGCAGAGUGAUUAUAGACAGAAGAAUAUAUAUAUAUAUAUAUAUACCCCGCUGGUACUCUAUGGUUGUUGCUGUGGCUUUCCUUAAUUAUUCAAUGCUGUGUUGGGUCGGAUAUAAUGGGAAUUAUGAUUUCUUUUAAGUUGUAUCAUUUUUGUAAUCCUAAAAUCAAAAGGAACAAGAAAGAGAGAAAAAAGGGGUUUUGGACUGGCUAUUAUGCACACCUCUUAUGUUUGAUUUUUAUGACCAAAAUUUAUCAUUGUCUCACUUA